Neoarius graeffei (lesser salmon catfish) is the source of this 3717-nucleotide messenger RNA. It is a transcript of the gene iqsec3a, whose product is annotated as IQ motif and Sec7 domain ArfGEF 3a. The transcript has 15 exons. Bases 1 to 3717 code for a protein of 1238 amino acids. Lineage: Eukaryota; Metazoa; Chordata; Actinopteri; Siluriformes; Ariidae. The record is from RefSeq and is a predicted model, not a curated record. Gene Ontology annotation, molecular function: protein binding; guanyl-nucleotide exchange factor activity. Gene Ontology annotation, biological process: regulation of ARF protein signal transduction; actin cytoskeleton organization.
AUGGAGAGUUUGCUGGACAACCCCAUGAAAGCCGUGCUUUAUCUCAAAGAGCUGACGACCAUCGUACAAAACCAGCAGAGCCUCAUCCAGACACAGAGGCAGAGAAUCGACGACCUCGAGAGGAAGGUGCAGGACCUGAUUGGAGAAAACCGGCGCCUGAGAGAUCCGCAUCAGCAUCAGCAGCCGCAGCAUCAGCAUCAGCACCCACCUCCUCUUCCACCGAGGAGCAGCAGCCCAGCGCCACCAUCCGGGCCGCAUCUUCCUCCUCCUCCACCACCGGCCGGAACUCCGGGCCAGGCUCCGCAGCAGCAUCCUCCUCCGCCGGUUCACCACCACCACCACCACCCUCCUCCGCAUCAUCAUCAUCCUUCUCCGCCGCGACAGCUGCAGCUCGUGCCCGCUGCCCCACCGUGCAGCACCGGUUCUCCUCCUGAGGAGCGGGAGGAGCGCGCGAGGAGCCCGCGGUGCAGAUCACUGAUCCCGCAGCAGCCUGUGAGCCUCUGCCGCUCGGCCGGACUCGCCAGAAAAGCCGAGAACCAAACGGUCCUGCACCAGUUCUGUUGCCCUGCACCAGAUGCUCUGGAUGCUCCUGAGGCUGACUCUCAGGCCUGCGUACCCAGCAGUGAAGACACUCCUUCUGUCUCUCCCGAGGGCCCCGCGCCACCUCCGGAUGGAGACGUCUCUACUCCACCUGCUGAUGGAGGAGGGGGGGACGGAGGAGGAGACCCAGCACGAGAGUCUCCAGAGCCAGUGGUGGUGGUGGAGGAGUCCCCCAAGCAGCAUCAGCAGCAGGAGAAGCAAGAGGAGGAAGGGAAGAAAGAAACAGAGGAAGAGGAGGCUGGAGGAGGGCAGGGAAGUGCAGGAGGAGGCAGGAGGCCCAGUCUGCACCACACCGCGUCCUCUCCUAUGAGGGUGCAAAGGAACGGGGCCUGCAGCCAUGCCAGCACUUCUGACUACGAGCUCUCGCUUGACCUCAAAAACAAGCAGAUCGAAAUGUUAGAGCACAAAUACGGCGGCCACCUCAUCUCACGCCGUGCCGCCUGCAAAAUCCAGACAGCCUUCCGCCAGUACCAACUCAGCAAAAACUUUGAGAAAAUCCGCAACUCCCUGCUGGAGAGCCGGCUUCCUCGCCGAAUUUCCUUGCGCAAGGUGCGUGUUCAGAAUGCUGAGGGCUUCUCAGCUGAGAGGGCUCUGGCCGAAGGCUGCUCUGUUGCAGGCAUACCCCUGGUUCGGUCCCCGUCACUGCCUGUUACUGUGGGUGGCACUCUCACAGACCUGGAAGACUCCUUUACAGAACAGGUACAGUCACUAGCCAAGUCCAUUGAUGAUGCCCUUAGCAACUGGAGUAUGAAGACCAUGUGCUCUUUGCAGGAGGGAGGCACUUAUCAGUUUAGUUCUGAAGCCUUUGGCACUUCAGGUGGAAAGCCUACAGUGGCUGUAACUGUUGGAGAGAGUGGUACCGUGGAUCAGGCCACCAGCCAGAGUGGUACAGUGUUGGGAGACAAUGCAGAUAACAUGCCUCGUAGUGCCAGCAAGUUAAUGAUGGCCUUCCGGGAUGUGACAGUGCAGAUUGACAGUCAAAAUUUUCACAUGUCCUCCUCCGUCAUGGAGUCCUCCACAUCAGUAUCCCUUGCAAACUGUGUCCAGCAGGGUACCACAGUGACUGAGACCCCAAGACAGGCCCCAAUAGAAGACACAAAACACACAGAACAGCCUCCACCUCCCCAGGAACCAUUUCCCCCUCCUCCAGAGUCAGAUCAUGGAGAAAUACCAGAUUGUGAUUUCCCAGCGCCACCACCCUGCGAAGAGGAACUUAUUGAAGAUCUACCACCUCUUGCCCUGGAGAAGACAGAGGCUCCAGUGCCAGAGGUUGCAUCCCCAGCGGAGACAAUAGAAGAGGCCAUACCUCCAGUGGGACACACUCCAGUGGCCCCUACUGUGGAGGUUCUGGAGGCCAAACGACAACUUUCAGACCCGGCUGACAACAGCUCAGAGCAGAUGAGCAGCAGCAGCACAUCAACAUCUGCCCGCUCAGCUUCUGAGGCCUCAUCCAAGGAAGCGCUGCAGACUAUGAUGCUCAGCCUGCCACGUUACCACUGUGAGAACCCAACCAGCUGCAAAUCACCUACCCUCUCCACAGAUGUCAUGCGCAAACGCCUAUACCGUAUUGGUCUCAACCUCUUCAACGUAAAUCCAGAUAAAGGCCUCCAGUUUCUCAUCUCACGAGGUUUCAUUCCUGAUACACCCAUAGGCGUCGCACACUUCCUGCUGCAGAGGAAGGGCCUGAGCCGCCAGAUGAUCGGCGAGUUCCUCGGCAACAGCAAGAAGCCCUUCAACAGAGACGUUCUGGAUUGUGUGGUAGAUGAAAUGGAUUUCUCGGGGAUGGAGUUGGACGAGGCUCUGAGAAAGUUCCAGGCUCACAUCCGUGUUCAGGGAGAGGCCCAGAAAGUGGAACGGCUCAUCGAAGCAUUCAGCCAGCGCUACUGCAUGUGCAAUCCAGAUGUGGUGCAGCAGUUCCACAACCCAGACACCAUCUUCAUCCUAGCCUUUGCCAUCAUCCUCCUCAAUACAGACAUGUACAGCCCCAACAUCAAGCCAGACCGCAAGAUGAUGCUGGAGGACUUUAUUCGCAAUUUGAGGGGGGUGGACGAUGGAGCAGACAUCCCACGGGACAUGGUGGUGGGCAUUUACGAGCGUAUUCAGCAGAGAGAACUUCGGUCCAAUGAAGACCACGUGACAUACGUCACCAAAGUGGAGCAGAGUAUUGUGGGAAUGAAAACGGUCCUAUCAGUCCCUCACAGAAGAUUGGUGUGCUGUAGUCGUCUUUUUGAGGUAACUGACAUCAACAAAGCCCAGAAACAAGCUUCUCACCAGAGGGAAGUCUUUCUCUUCAACGACCUCAUUGUGAUUUUGAAGCUGUGUCCAAAGAAGAAGAGCUCGGCUGCUUACACGUUCUGCAAAGCCAUGGGCCUCCUGGGGAUGCAGUUCCACCUGUUUGAGAAUGAAUACUAUCCCCAUGCGAUAACUAUCGUGUCUCCAAUCUCCGGCUCUGAUAAGAAGCAGGUCUUGAAUUUCUGUGCUCAGAGCUCAGAGGAGCUGCUCAAGUUUGUGGAGGACCUGAAGGAGUCCAUCGCUGAGGUGACUGAAAUGGAGCAGAUACGCAUUGAAUGGGAGUUGGAGAAGCAGCAGGGAGGCAAGACUCUCUCUUCUAAGAACAAUGGCACCCAGCUGGAGCUCCGUGGGAGACAGAGCUCUCCAUCGGGCAAAAAUGAAGUGGAGACAGCGCAGAGUGGACACAGUGCAGUAGAGGUGUCAAUUCACAACAGGCUUCAGACGUACCAGCUCAGUGCAGUGCCAACCCCAGAGAGCGCCGCCCUUCUUAACCAGCGGGGGGAGCUGUGCCAGGCACCGUGUGCCAGCCCUGUGCCCUCGUACCCCCACCAGCGGCCCGACACGCUCAUCCAGUGCCAGCAGAUUGUCAAGGUCAUUGUGCUGGACAAAGGCAGUCACGGGCGUGUCGAGGCCCUCCUCAGUCAGAGCCCCACCCACCAGCUUAUCUCUUCACUUGACGGGGGCAGAGCACAGCGGGAAAAAGAUGGGUCUCAGCCGCCGCUACCUCCGCCUCCUCCACCCUACAACCAUCCUCAUCAGUACAUCCCCCCCGACCCCCGCUUAACCCUGCAAAGGACCCUGAGUGGAUCUCGAAAUAUAGUGUAG